AUGGAGAGAUUUGGUAAAUACAAAAUCUCAUUUGUGGAGAGACCUAAUAAGAUAACAUUCUCAUCAAUAGAGAGUGAAAGGAGGUUAGCAACCACCGUGGAGUCCCUUGUCAAACUCACUCUUAAGGAAGACGAAGAACCGAUAACUCUCCAGGUGCAGAAUCAGAAUCAUGGUGACAUCUACUACAGGACCGGUCGCACUGUAUCACUUGGAAAUAUAUUGAAAGAUUACUGUGAACGUAAAGGUUUGGUGUAUGGAGAAAUGCGUUUCAUCUACGAUGGAAAAAGGGUACGCUCAACUCACACCCCACAACAACUGGAAAUGGAGGAUGAUUUUGUUAUUGAUGCAAUGUCCGAGCAGAUUGGUGGUUAA
This is a messenger RNA of Rosa rugosa (rugosa rose), 372 nucleotides long. RefSeq lists its product as uncharacterized. Gene Ontology annotation, biological process: protein sumoylation. NCBI's taxonomy places the organism in Eukaryota, Viridiplantae, Streptophyta, Magnoliopsida, Rosales, Rosaceae. The transcript has a single exon. Gene Ontology annotation, molecular function: protein tag activity; ubiquitin-like protein ligase binding. The record is from RefSeq and is a predicted model, not a curated record. Gene Ontology annotation, cellular component: nucleus. Bases 1 to 372 code for a protein of 123 amino acids.